Molecule: messenger RNA, 465 nt
Organism: Lactuca virosa
Lineage: Eukaryota; Viridiplantae; Streptophyta; Magnoliopsida; Asterales; Asteraceae
Source: the annotation of a GenBank genome assembly
AUGUACAAGUCGGAUACAUGUUCGACUGAAUCUGCCACAAAUGCUUCUUCCUCGCAACAUCCUGAAAUAGAAACAACUUAUACGUCAAGCGACACAUCAACGAGGGUCGUAAAGAAGAAGAAGAGUAGCACAAAGGCAUUAGUGAAGCGUCUACUAGGCGUUGUGGCUGAGUUAUCAUCUAAAGUAGAUCGUGUAUUACAUGAAAAAGAUGAGCCAAACAAACGGUUUGUAGAGGAGGAGGAGGAGGAGAUGAUAAAUGAAGAGGAUGAAGAACCAUAUUACCAUGAUACACAGUUCGACUAUGGUGGUUUGGAGGAGAAAGUUGCGCCUACACCUACGCAUGGUGAGCCGUCACAAGACGUGGGUGAACAUGACACAAAAAUAGUGACUCCUAUUGAUGCAAUCGACAGCAAAAUUGAAGAAAAUCAGCAAGACAAGGAAGAAAAAAAUAGAGGAGAGUCCUAA